GCCAGGAAUUAAGGAUAGCAUCAGCGGCAACACCAACCAACCGCCCCGACCAAAGCUUCACCGCCCGCACCGCACCGCACAAUGAGAGCUCUCCCCAUGGCCGCCGGCCGCGCCGCCGCCGUCGCCGCCUGCGCCUCGCCGGCCGUCCCGCGGAGGUCGCUGCUCCUCUCCACCGCCGCCGCAGCGCUGCAGCCGGAGCCGGUGAGGCUGACCCGGGGCGCGAGCGCCGCGCCCAAGCUCCGGGCCUCGCCGCCGGACGCCGCGCAGGCGGCGGCGGCCUUCGGCAGCAAGGAGGAGGCCUUCGCCUGGGCCAAGAGCGACAACCGGCGGCUGCUCCACGUCGUCUACCGCGUCGGCGACAUCGACAGAACAAUCAAGUUCUACACGGAGUGCCUUGGGAUGAAGCUGCUGAGGAAGCGCGACAUCCCGGAGGAGAAGUACACCAACGCCUUCCUCGGCUAUGGCGCGGAGGACAACCACUUCGUCGUCGAGCUCACCUACAACUAUGGCGUCGACAAGUAUGACAUCGGGGCAGGUUUCGGUCACUUUGGCAUCGCCGUCGACGAUGUGGCGAAGACGGUGGAGCUGAUAAGGGCGAAAGGAGGGAAGGUGACCAGGGAGCCCGGCCCUGUCAAGGGCGGCAAGACGGUGAUCGCCUUCGUCGAGGACCCAGAUGGCUACAAGUUUGAGAUCCUUGAGAGGCCAGGGACUCCAGAGCCCCUGUGCCAGGUGAUGCUCCGUGUCGGUAAUCUUGAUCGGGCCAUAAGCUUCUAUGAGAAGGCCUGUGGCAUGGAGCUGCUAAGGAAGAGAGAUAACCCUGAAUACAAGUACACAGUGGCAAUGAUGGGGUAUGGUCCUGAAGACAAGAAUGCUGUGCUGGAGCUGACAUACAACUAUGGUGUCACUGAAUAUGACAAGGGGAAUGCAUAUGCCCAGAUCGCGAUCGGAACCGACGACGUCUACAAGACGGCGGAGGUGGUGAAGCUGUUCGGAGGGCAGGUGGUGCGGGAGCCAGGGCCAUUGCCGGGGAUCAACACCAAGAUCACGUCCAUCCUGGACCCUGAUGGCUGGAAAUCGGUGUUUGUCGACAACAUCGACUUUGCAAAGGAACUGGAGUAAACCUGUUCAGAAACCGGGUGCCAGUUCUGUUUGUUGAAUGACUAGUGACCAGAGAUAAAUCUUGCUUGGUUGCAAUCACUGUAAAUGAGCUCGAACUCCAUGACCAAGAAAUUUUGGUGUCUGAAUAAAUAACAGAGCAUGAGGUUUCGUCCC
This is a messenger RNA of Oryza sativa Japonica Group (Japanese rice), 1272 nucleotides long. RefSeq names its product probable lactoylglutathione lyase, chloroplastic. Gene Ontology annotation, cellular component: cytoplasm. The record is from RefSeq and is a predicted model, not a curated record. Gene Ontology annotation, molecular function: metal ion binding; lactoylglutathione lyase activity. NCBI's taxonomy places the organism in Eukaryota, Viridiplantae, Streptophyta, Magnoliopsida, Poales, Poaceae.